GGUGUUAUAAUUAGGGUUUUUAGAUUACAACUUUGUGUGCUGUGAUAAGUUCGAAUGAUGUAUCUUAUUGGCAUAUUCUCUGAUUGACUCGGCUAUUUCUCUUUGACGACGUGAUGUUUGUUAUGAUCCUCUGAUCAUUUUUCGCAACAGUUGUGUACUACAUUUAUUAUUGAGAAAAUUACACUAAAGGAUAUACUUUUAUAACUUUCAUUUAGUGUCAAAGUUGUCAAAAAGGUAGUUACAUACGAAUGAUUUUUUAAUUAUUAGUAGUAUUCACUUGGCGACCAAAAUCAUGAAAUUUUGGGAAGACCUUCGUGGCACACAAAACUCAGUGGAGAAAAUCACGAGUGGCAACACAAUUUGACAGAUUCAAGGGAAAUGUUGGAUGAGAAUCAUUAUUAUCUAGUACAUGUAUCUCGUUUAUUUAUUAUUAUUGCUUUUGGUCUUGGUACAUAUUUUUAAAGUUUAAAACUUCUUAAUCUUACAAAAGGUAUGCACAACGUGAAUUGUUUUAUAAGAUCGUCUACCCUUUUUUCAAGAGAUUUUCGCACUGAAUCUCACAGCAUACAAAUUGGUACGCAGCAGUAAUCAGAAUGUUAAAUUGAAAAAAAACGUCUAAAUAUGACUCCAGUAGAAAGUUUAAUUAAAUAGGUGUAUUUAAAGUCGUUUAUAUGGAGCAUGGUUGCUGUUAGAUAGUAGAAUGAAACAUUUAACUGAUGAUGCAUGCAUAAGAUGCAAGAACCACAUAAAGUGAUGAUGCAUGCUCAACAUUCUGUGACUACGAUAACCUAAUUAAUGGAAACUCGUUAUAGCGACAUUCAUAAUACGUUCCAUGUUUGUGAUUUUAGUAAGAUAUUUUGAAAAAUGCUAAAUAUAAUUUUAGUAGAAAUUUCAAGAAAAGGUGUUUAAAAUUGUUUAUAUCUGAAAACUCGUUGCUGUUAUAUAGCAGAAUGAAACAUUCAAUUGUAAGCAACUAAAGCUUUUAAAAUCCAUAUUAUGAAGUUACACCAUAUUUACAAGUUAUUGUGUCAAGUUUCAACCUAGUUGAUGAAUUUUAAAAAUUUCAACUGUACAAAGAUCAUAUGAUAUAGAAUGUUAAGAUACAAAAAUAAAAAUUUUGCAUAAAAUUAUAGUAUUAGAAGGGUUAGGAAACGGAAAGCAAGGAGUCCCAUGGAUAAGGGGAACAGUCGGAUAUGUAAGUCAAAAGGAUCCUCCAAAUCAGAGAAAGGUUCCGUAGAACAAUCACCAAAUCGAAAGUACGGAGGAAACGAGGGAUGGGUCCUACACGCAACUUAUAUAAGUGGAAACCUAUUAUUUUAUUACUAUCAUUAGUUUCGCAUUAUUGUUACAGAUUAAUACUAUAAUUUUUUUUUGUCAUUUCUAACUUGUGACUUGUGAGAUAACAACUGUAAGUAAUAAUACACUUAUGUUGCGUCCUUCCUUCCAUACUUCCAGCGUCAGGGGUAUUCUAUUCAUAUUAUGUGGUAUGAUUUUAAAUCUUUCUUUAAAUCCAGUUUGGUGCAUUUUGAUGUUUGGUCGAAGCAAUCACUAAGUCAAGAUAUUUAGCGUCGUGGUUUAUACUAGUUUUGUUGUUGCGGAUUGUGGAUUCAAAUCCAGAUAAUACAUAUAGUUGACCAACAAAAUAAAAUAGAUGUUAUCAAUUAAACUUCUGUUCAGAUUUGAUGUUGUGAUUCAGUAUAUAUUUAUAUUUUUCAUAUGAAAAGAAAAUACUAAUCUGUAUUGAACAGAGAUACUAAGCUGACGACAGAAAAAGUUAUAGCGAAAAGAGAUAACUAAUUAGCUAUCGCAAAUUCAAUUAAUAAGCUUUUAGUCAUUUUGCUUGUCUAUAUGACCACUACAUGCUCUACUUUCUGUUUAACCUUCAGUCUUCAGUUGAAAAAAAAACUAUCAUUGGAAAAAACCCAAACCAAGAAAAAAAAAGCUUUUCAGAUUAGUUUUAUUUUAUUAUUUAAGCUUCUUAUUCUUCUGAUUUCUGGUAAAGUUAGAUAAACAUAUAGAAAAAAUUACCAUAAGUUGCAUAACUUCUAACUUCUGUUGACAAACUUUUAAAAACUAAAUAUUUUAUACGUCAAAACUUUGUAUCUGGCCAUUUACAACAUAUAACUUCCAUGUAAAGUGAUAAGAAGAAACAAAAAAAAAAUGAUGGCUAUAGAGUUAUGAAAAACACGGCAAUAUAUUUGAAUAUAAUAUAAUGGAAAAGACGCGCAUUCAACCAUAUAAUGUCAACCUGUAUUAGCACAACUGUCUAUCUCCACCUUACAAAAUAACAUUAAUAAUAAUCUCUAACUAUAUUUCCCCCGAACAUUCUCUUGUAUAUAUACACUUUACAUCUUCUUGGAUCCUCUCCUAAACAUACCUCCUUUCUAUUGUUCUCUCUAAAGAGUAAGUCUUCGAUCUUUCUUCACGACAUGGGAAACUAUGCUUCUUCCGCUCUAAGCAAAACCUCGUCCUCUUCAUCAACGGCGAGAGUGAUUCUCCCGGACGGUGAAGUCCGUCACAUUCACGAACCAACUAAAGCCGCAGAGCUUAUGAUGGAGAUUCCCAGCUUCUUCCUCGUCGACGCCAAGUCGUUAAAAAUAGGCCGUAAGCUCAACCCUUUAGCCGCCGAUGACGAUCUUGAGCUCAAAGGCUGCCACGUCUACGUAACUUUCCCCAUGACGCGUGCCACGUCAGCAGCAAACGCUUCGGACAUGACUAGGCUAUUCCUAGCCGCCAAGAAACAGCAACGCCGCCGAGUUGGUAACAAAUCUUCCCGUGACGGAACAGCCGUGAAGCAUUGUCACAACGGAAGGGUGUCGCCGGACGGAGAAGUGGGGGACGUUGGGGUGAUAACGGCGGUAUCGAAGCUGAGUUUAGAAGAUAUCGAAGAGUUUUCGGCGGCGGAGUUUAUGCAUAGGAUCUCUAUUUCGAAAUCCAAGAAGCCAAAGUUAGAAACUAUAGAUGAAGAAUCUUUGUGUUAACGUACACAAAAUCAAACAAAAAUGGAAAUUUGAUUUUUUUUGUUUUCCAACGUUAUUUUUCUUUUACGUAUUAUUUUUUGUUCAUCUAUCAUCCUCUCCGCGCAAGUGGUUUUUCUCUUUUGUGGUAUUAAUGAUGAACAUAAAGAGACAUUAGUCGAGAAUGAACAUGUGGAUUUUUAAUUGUUUUGGUUCAGAAUGUGAAUUUAUAGCUACUCCAAUUGUUUUUUUUUAACACUAGCUACUCCAAUUGUUAUCACCAUUAACUUUCCGAAUUA
Messenger RNA from Brassica rapa (field mustard), 3256 nucleotides. RefSeq lists its product as uncharacterized. The record is from RefSeq and is a predicted model, not a curated record. NCBI's taxonomy places the organism in Eukaryota, Viridiplantae, Streptophyta, Magnoliopsida, Brassicales, Brassicaceae.